Poeciliopsis prolifica (blackstripe livebearer) is the source of this 1588-nucleotide messenger RNA. Its product is annotated as OX-2 membrane glycoprotein-like. The transcript is spliced from 7 exons. NCBI's taxonomy places the organism in Eukaryota, Metazoa, Chordata, Actinopteri, Cyprinodontiformes, Poeciliidae. The coding region runs from base 104 to 1054 and encodes 316 amino acids. Gene Ontology annotation, molecular function: cell-cell adhesion mediator activity. The record is from RefSeq and is a predicted model, not a curated record.
UUCAAAUCCAGAUGAACGUUUAACCGAAAUAGUUCGCGCUGUUUGCUCAGUUUUUGAAUCAGAAUUAAAUUAUAAUUGUGUUUAAUAUUCAAAUGAAAUUCACAUGGAGAUCAUAUCAGCUGCACCGGUUGUGUUUUUCCUGUUGGGAAUCUGGAAUGAAGGUCUAGCAGUUCUGAUCCAAACCCAGCAGACGGUGUUGGCAGCAGUAGGAGAAGAUGCUCCUCUCAGCUGUCAGCUGAUGAUAACUAAAGACGUCCAGCAGGUCACCUGGCAGAAGGUCUUGGAGAAAACAGAGAGGAAUAUUGGAUCCUACAGCGAGUAUUUUGGUGAAACAGUGAAUGACGGAUUUAAAGAUAAAGUUCAGUUUACAGAAGCUGGACUGCAGAAGAACUCGAUAGUUAUCAGGAAUGUUACGGAACAGGAUGCAGGAUGCUACCUGUGUCUGUUUAAUGGAUAUCCUGAUGGAGCUCUGACAGCUGCAACAUGUCUGAAGGUUUAUGAGCUGCAUGGACCCUUCAUUGAUGUCAGCAGAUCAGAAUCUCCUCCAGGGUUGGUGGUGACCUGUUCAGCCACAGGUCAACCUGUUCCCAUGGUAACACUGACUGUUCUCCAUCAGAACCUCAGUUUCUCCGACAACAACACCUGCAGAGAGACCAACACUAACGGUACCGUCACCGUCACCACUACAGCUCUGCUCUCAGCUCUCAGCAACACACAGGUUGGAUGUUCAGUAUCACUGGACUCUGCUGCUCCCAGAGAUCUGCUGGUCAUCGUUCCUGGACUCAUUGAUACGUCUGAUGAUGGGUUGGUCAAACAUUGUCGAUCGUAUUGCCACACCCUUCAUUUGCCUUUGAUUGCUGCAGUCAUGUCAGUCGUGGUUUGUUUCGCCAUCCUGCUCGGAAUAAGAUUUCAGAGAAGCCACAGGAAUAAGAAACCUUCAGAGGACUCCACAGAAAACCAAAAGAUGAACGUCUCACCAGCGUCGAGCAACAACCUCAGACAACGAUCACCUGAAAAACAAAAAUUAAACGGUGGAUUAUAUCCAUCGCCAUGACAACAGGAGCACGACAUUUUGACCUUUUUGUUUGGGUAACUCAGCAAUAUCUGAUCAGACCGAUCAGACUGAUUUGGCAGCUAAUCCUGAAGUUAAUUGGAUGAAAACCGAUAAUCGAGUUUUUGUCUCUGUUCCAUUGAACAACAAUCAGUGUUUAGAAGAGCAUCAAAUGUUUUCUGAUUAUGUGUUGUUUUCAGUGAUGCUUUUUUUGUUUGUUUUGUCCAUCAAAUUUGAUCAAAGAUGGCGACAAAACAUUUCUUGUAACCAUGCCGUUAAACAAAAGAAACAUACUUGCACCUCUUCAAGUAUUGCCUGAUUGUUUUCCUGCUUUUUUUAAAUAAUGGUCUCCCAUUUCUUUGUUUUGAAAUGUUUUUUUAUUUUUACAAAAAAUAUACAGAAGAAUUUUUUUUUUUACUGAAGGUAAUUAAUGCAUCUACAUCACAAAUUAGUCAAAUGUCAAAGUUGCUGGUGUUGAAACUGUGAAACUAUGAGGACUUUAGAUAUUUUGGAUCUUUGUAACUCAUUAAUGAAAAG